AUGUGUGUUAUAUUGUCAAUUCCUAAAUUUGAACUUGCCAAAUAUCCUGGAAUUGAUUUUCAAAAAGACUUAGUAGCAGAAAUUGUCAAAAUUGAAGAGAAAGCUGCAGUAUUUUAUGAGGAAUGUUUUAAUUAUAACAUCAAUCGUGCUAGAUUGAUUGCUGAAGCUGGAAAAUACCCAAGUUGCAUUAAUUACAGCAAUGCUGUGGCAGAGUUUGAUGAGAGAUUUUUAAAAAAAUUAAAACUGUCUCUUAUUAAAGGUCGUGAUUACCUCAUUGCACUUCAUGACGUCAUUACUAAAAAUGAGAAUUUCAUAAAAUGUCCACACUGUUUAAUUAAAUAA
Messenger RNA from Chironomus riparius, 342 nucleotides. NCBI's taxonomy places the organism in Eukaryota, Metazoa, Arthropoda, Insecta, Diptera, Chironomidae. The record is from the annotation of a GenBank genome assembly.